AGGAAAGGGCUAGGACAUGGCGAGGGAACGGCGCUGGCCCGGCUGAUAGAGACUGGUGAUUUUCCCCCCUCCCCCUACCACACACACACACACACGCACUCACACACGCACGCACACACCCUUCCCCCGCCCCCGCACACACACACAUACACACACACACACAACUGAGAGGCCUUAUAUUCCCCCCCCCCCAGCUCCGAGCAUCCCGCCAGCCCAGCACCCCCAUGGACUGAAUGAAGACUGCCUACACCGCCUAUCGAUGCCUCACCAAAGAGCUGGAUGCCUGCGCCAUGAACCCGGAGAUGACAAUGGACAGUCUGGGCAGUUUGCAUGGGGCAGCCAGCCAUGAGCAGGAUCUGCUGGGCACCCCCAGCCCGCACCACCCCAGCCGCAGCGCCGGAUCGCUACGGGUCCAUCCUCCUCCUUCGCACCAGGACUUAGCUUCUGCCUCUUCCCGCUCGGCCAUGGUGUCCAGCAUGGCUUCCCUGCUAGACGGGGCAGGGGAUUACCGCCCGGAGCUGUCCAUCCCCCUCCAUCAUGCCAUGAGCAUGCCCUGUGACUCCUCGCCCCCUGGCAUGGGCAUGAGCAGCACCUACACCACUCUGACUCCACUCCAGCCCCUGCCGCCCAUCUCCACCGUCUCCGACAAGUUCCACCACCCGCACCACCACCCCCAUGCCCACCACCACCAUCACCACCACCACCACCAGCGCCUCUCCGGCAAUGUCAGCGGGAGCUUCACCCUGAUGAGGGACGAGAGGGGUCUGCCGGCCAUGAACAACCUCUACAGCCCCUACAAGGAGAUGUCCGGCAUGGGGCAGAGCCUGUCCCCCUUGGCUGGCACCCCCUUGGGCAACGGAUUGGGGUCCAUCCACAACACCCAGCAGAGCCUCCAUAACUAUGGACCCCCCAGCCACGACAAGAUGCUCAGCCCCAACUUUGAUGCCCACACUGCCAUGCUGGCCAGGGGUGAGCAGCACCUCUCCCGGGGGCUGGCUACCCCCCCUGCGGCCAUGAUGUCCCACUUAACCGGUAUGCACCAUCCUGGACACCCUGGCCAUGCUCAGCCUCACGGGCCCGUGUUGGCUUCCAGCCGGGAAAGGCCGCCCUCCUCCUCUGGAUCUCAAGUUAACAACUCUGGGCAGUUAGAAGAGAUCAACACCAAAGAAGUGGCCCAAAGGAUCACUGCAGAGCUGAAGCGCUAUAGCAUCCCCCAGGCGAUCUUUGCCCAGAGGGUGCUGUGCCGUUCUCAGGGGACCCUUUCAGACCUUCUAAGGAACCCUAAACCUUGGAGUAAGCUGAAAUCUGGCAGGGAGACGUUCAGGAGAAUGUGGAAAUGGCUGCAGGAACCCGAGUUCCAGAGAAUGUCAGCCUUAAGACUUGCAGCAUGCAAACGCAAAGAACAAGAACCGAAUAAAGACAGGAACAAUUCCCAGAAGAAAUCUCGUCUGGUUUUCACCGAUCUCCAGCGCAGAACACUUUUUGCCAUCUUCAAAGAGAACAAACGUCCAUCCAAAGAAAUGCAGAUCACCAUCUCCCAACAGCUGGGCUUGGAACUUACCACUGUCAGUAACUUCUUCAUGAACGCUAGGAGACGCAGCCUUGAGAAAUGGCAGGAUGAUUUGAGUACAGGGGGAUCCUCUUCAGCCUCCAGCACUUGUACCAAAGCAUGAUUGAAGAAAGGAAUCUAAAUUAGGCACAACUCAACCAUAAAAAAGAGAAAAAAAGAAUGAAAGGAAAGAAAAAGUAUGGAUUCUGAGUGGGGCCCUUCACUGGUGAUUUGAAAGCACAAUUCUCUUGGAAAGUAAUUCUAGUCUAGUUGUAAACAUAGGACACUUUUUUAAUGGCUAUUUAGUCAGUUUUAGAAGGCGCAAAUCACGAAUUAAUCUCUUUCUAUAUAGUAUUACAUUCAAGACAGGCUAAGCAUAUCCAAAAUAUAAGUGGGUCAUUCAUGACAUAAAUUUUUCCUGAGAGCCAAUGAAGACUUCAACUAUGGACCAGCAUUUAAGGCGAUGGGAGUACUGCAGGAUUGCCCAGAGUUGGUAGCUAAACAGAAAUGCAAACAUGUGUGACCUACUUUGUUUUCCAAAUGCUUAGGCUUGCCACACCACAAAAUACCAAAGCUUACACCCAUAACAUGAUAACAUGAGAACUGAGCACAAAUCUUAAAA
Chrysemys picta bellii (western painted turtle) is the source of this 2171-nucleotide messenger RNA. RefSeq names its product one cut homeobox 2 (gene ONECUT2). The record is from RefSeq and is a predicted model, not a curated record. Gene Ontology annotation, molecular function: RNA polymerase II cis-regulatory region sequence-specific DNA binding; DNA-binding transcription factor activity, RNA polymerase II-specific. Gene Ontology annotation, biological process: regulation of transcription by RNA polymerase II. Gene Ontology annotation, cellular component: nucleus. NCBI's taxonomy places the organism in Eukaryota, Metazoa, Chordata, Testudines, Emydidae.